Messenger RNA from Oppiella nova, 1182 nucleotides. NCBI's taxonomy places the organism in Eukaryota, Metazoa, Arthropoda, Arachnida, Sarcoptiformes, Oppiidae. The record is from the annotation of a GenBank genome assembly.
AAUUUGAGAGAUGUGUACAAAAUUAGGCACAAAUUUGUGGACAAAAGACAUCAUUUAUGGAUAUAUUUGUUGAACAAAAGUGUGAGUCUAUUAUAGCGGUGAAAGACUGAAGACUUCCACGUUUUGCAGUCAACGAGUGAUUCAAUUGAACGACAAUUGUAUUGAUUUGCAAACCAAUGAAACACUGAAUCUUGAGAUCCAUUGACUCGGAGGACAACUGAUUGCGAAGAAGUGGUUCUCAAAAUGGUGUCAAUCAUAACGCAAGUGGACACGAGUCACGACGACAUGAUACACGACGCGCAGAUGGACUACUAUGGGACACGACUGGCCACGUGCUCGUCCGACCGCACCGUCAAGAUCUUCGAGAUAGUGUCGGGACAGCAGAAGCUGUUGACCACCUUGGUUGGACACGAGGGGCCGGUGUGGCAGUUAGGGUGGGCUCACCCCAAGUUCGCCAAUCUGUUGGCCUCUUGUAGUUACGACAAGCGGGUGAUCAUCUGGAAGGAGGUGUCGGGCAACCAAUGGGAGCGCGUCUACGAACACCUCAACCACGACUCGUCCGUCAACUCGAUCUGUUGGGCGCCUCAAGAGUUUGGUCUUCAGCUGGUCUGCGGCUCCUCUGACGGCGCCAUAUCUGUCCUCUCGAGUCAAGGGGACGGCAUUUGGGACGCGAAGAAGAUCAGUAACGCCCACUCGAUUGGCUGCAAUGCCGUGAGUUGGGCGCCGGCUAUCCCUGUGUUGGGCGGCGUCUCGGGGGACGCGUCGAGCCGUCAGAUGGUUAAGCGGUUUGUGUCGGGAGGAUGUGAUAAUUUGGUGAAGAUAUGGAAAUUGGACGAAACGGACGAGAAGUGGGUGGAGGAGCAGCGCCUGGAGGCCCACUCUGAUUGGGUGCGAGACGUGGCGUGGGCUCCAAGCAUAGGCCUCCCCAAGAGCUACAUCGCCAGCUGUUCGCAGGACCGGCGGGUCAUCAUAUGGACCAAUACGAUGGACGGCCCCAACAGUUCCAACUGGAGCUAUAAGAUACUGCACACCUUCGAUGACGUGGUUUGGCACGUGUCGUGGUCUGUGAUGGCCAACAUCCUGGCCGUGUCGGGCGGUGACAACAAAGUGAGUCUCUGGAAGGAGAACUUCGACCAGAACUGGAUCUGCAUCAGUGAUAUGACCGGCAAUAAGAACAAUUAG